AUCCUAAACUGAGGGAUAUGAGAAAAAAGGACCGCGUUUGUGUGAAUGAGUCCCUGCCCUGUACUGAGAGUAGCCCACCUGAAGACCUGUCAGAAAGCCAGCUUGAGAAUACUCAGCUGGAAGAAAGAAUGACACAGGACUCUUCGUCUGCAUUUGUAACUCCAAGCCCAUCUCCCGAAGGAGUGUCCCCACCGCUGUCAUUAGCUUUAUCAUUUUUGUCGUCGUCAUCAUCAAGUCACAGUUUAUUGAAGAAGGGAUAUAAGCGGCGUGGAAGCAUCACCAAUUGCACUGACAAUGAAGACAGCAAUAGGGGUUAUGAGAGGCCAGGAAAGGAAGUAGACGAACACAGCGGCAUUUUUAGCUCAUCGACCAGACCUAUUGCGGUUGUUGGGGGACAGUUCAUCACACUGUCGAAUGAGCACAGCAGGUCAGGUUUCUCAGAUGUGCCGCAUGACCUUUAUACCCUGGUUCAGGCUGGCACUGUUUUGCCUGGAUCCAGACCGGAGGCCUACAGAAUAAUCCAAAGAAUGGAGUGCAACGGUAAGCUCAACCGAGAAGGACUUAACCUGAAAUCCCUCACGCCUGAUACCUUUAACGUCCACAGUAAAUGUUUCUGUGCGGGAGACACUCACAACCACAGCUGCGCUUACAACAUCGAAAGCUUUGGCAGCAAGAGCAACAGCUGCAGCCCUUCCACAUCCAGUCAUGAGAUGGACAGGUGUGAGAAGCCAGUCGUCGACACAAGCGGCCAGUUUGUCGAGCUGUCAGCAGGCAGGUUCAGCCACUGCCACUCUUCAUUGUUAUCUUCACCGUUAUCAUCGUCAUCUUUAUCACCGCCAGUGUCUUCGUCAUCUUAUGAUACAAAGCCGAAGAUCAUUUCAGACUUAGCAGUUGAUAAUUCAGAUACAAGACCUGCUGAGGGCUUGAUUUUCGGACAUAAGCGUAUAAAGUUGGAGCCUCAGGAUGUUCCGAGCAGUGUGAGCGGGAGAGUAAUGUGGACCGGGUUAACAAUCCCUGAAUUCACACGUAAAAUAGAAGUAAUCACGAAGACGGAAUGUGAUCAGUCAGCAUAUGACUCCCCUUCUUACUCUCCGGCAUUGUCGCAUCAUUCAGAUGAGAAAGAUCAGUGUGAACCCGUUGAUUUGUCGUUGGUCAAGCGAGCUGACAGACGAGAGACUCGAGCAGAUACCCAUCAUGGACUAGACUUGAGGAUAACAAAGCGUGAACCUGAAGAGCAUCCGGCAGGAACUACAGAAUCUGUGAAUAAGAUUGGCUCGGCGGCCCUCCUGUCUUUGCGUCGGAUCAAGGAAGCUUCCGAGCAGUUCAAGUGCCUGAACAGUAACACCAAUGCUGGGGCAGUGGACCCCACCUCCAAGCUGAUGAGAUACCCAGUGUCCAGAGUGCACCAAAAAGUGGAGGACAUGUAUGAUGAUGUAGACAAUCAGAAGGCUCGCCGGGUGCACAGCUGUGAUUUUGAAGGCUGCAACAAGGUGUAUACGAAAAGCUCACACCUCAAAGCACACAGGAGAACUCACACAGGAGAAAAGCCUUAUAUAUGUACAUGGGAAGGAUGCACUUGGAGGUUUGCUCGCUCUGACGAACUAACCCGCCACUACCGCAAACACACGGGGGACAAGCCUUUCAAAUGUCAAGUGUGUGAUCGAGCCUUCUCUAGGUCAGACCAUCUUUCGCUCCACAUGAAGCGACAUUGA
Messenger RNA from Candidula unifasciata, 1712 nucleotides. NCBI's taxonomy places the organism in Eukaryota, Metazoa, Mollusca, Gastropoda, Stylommatophora, Geomitridae. The record is from the annotation of a GenBank genome assembly.